Molecule: messenger RNA, 1357 nt
Organism: Cygnus olor (mute swan)
Lineage: Eukaryota; Metazoa; Chordata; Aves; Anseriformes; Anatidae
Gene: RIPPLY1
Product: ripply transcriptional repressor 1
Exons: 2
Coding region: 665-1132 (155 amino acids)
Biological process (GO): negative regulation of transcription by RNA polymerase II; embryonic pattern specification
Cellular component (GO): nucleus
Source: RefSeq, a predicted model, not a curated record
CGGCCACCGUGACCAACCCGCUGUCCUCACCCAGGCCCCUGCCUCUCUGGAGACCGUGGCUGCCCCGAGAGGAGGAGGAGGCGGCGACCGGGCGGCAGCGGGAACGGACGGACACUGUGAGUUUUGGGCUCCCUGCUGGGGCUCCCCUUUUCCCACCGGCAGGGUUGGGGGUCCACGUUUGGCAGAAAACCAGCCUUUGGCCCCCUCACUCCUUCACCCCUAUGUCCCCCGAGGGUGCCCGCACCCUGACAUCCCUUCUGCCCCAUGCCAGCACUAGCUGGAGCCUGCGCGGGGGUGGCUGUGUCUGUGGGGAGAGGGGGGUGAGAAGGGGCCACCCUCAGCGCCCACGUCCCCCAGCACAUCGCCUCGCCGGGGCAGUGCCAGCCACGGCGAACACAGCUGCUCUGUGGGGGCCUCAAAGGGACGCCUGUUCCCGGCCCGGCGGGCAUUCCUCAGGGGGUUAGCGGGACGCCUGGGCACAGCGGGGGAGAUUACUCUGGCAAAAGGCCCUCGUCUGGGGUUUAGAUGCCAGCUUCCUUCGCGGGGGCGCAGGGGCCUAAAUCCUCACGGCAGAGGAGCGAGGAAAAGCAGGGUUGGGAGGAGUCGUGCCCCUCAGGGACUCUGCGCAGGGGCCGUGGGGUCUGCAAGGUGUAAUCCUGCGCCGAUGGGCGAGAAAUGGGAGAAACGCCCCUGCUGCCACCCGCCCUGCCGGAGCGCCACGGCAGCAGGAGGGGGCAGCAGGAGCCCCGGGGCAGCUCCCACCCCGGCUCUGUCUCCUCAGGCCCAGCCUCGCGAUGUGGCAGAAGCGUCAAGGGACGGCAACCCCAGCAAGGCGCUGGCGCUUUUCCACCACCCGGUCAGGCUCCUGUGGCCCAGGUCCAAGUCCUUCGACUAUCUGUACGGCGUGGGGGAGAGGCUGCUGCGGAACUUCCCCGUGCAGGCCACGCUCUGCCUUUACGACGACUCGGGCAGCGAGGAGGAGGAGGAGGAGGAGGAGGAGGAUGAAGAGGACAAUGAGGAGGAGGACGCUGAGGAGGACGCUGAGGAAGGGGAGGGCAAAACUGGGGGUGCUGUGCCUGCCACGGGGGCCGGCUCCUUGCUGCCAGCAGCCGGCUCGGCCAGGCCGGUGUGAGGGCGGCGUACGUGGCAUGGGGACGGAGGAGAGGCCGUGAGCGGCGUGGGGCCGGGGGCCGGGAGCACCACAGAGGCCGGGGGCACCACAGAGGCCGCGGGCACCACAGAGGCCGCCCUGCUGCAGGGGCAGGCGGGAGCCCGGCGCCCCGACCGGGUGCUGCCAGGCUCCGCGGGGGGGCUGGAGCCGCCUUGCGGAUAAAUAAAGCGUGCGGGGCCCCGCCUG